Messenger RNA from Fopius arisanus, 4260 nucleotides. RefSeq names its product leucine-rich repeat, immunoglobulin-like domain and transmembrane domain-containing protein 3. NCBI's taxonomy places the organism in Eukaryota, Metazoa, Arthropoda, Insecta, Hymenoptera, Braconidae. The transcript has 3 exons. The coding region runs from base 829 to 2781 and encodes 650 amino acids. The record is from RefSeq and is a predicted model, not a curated record. Gene Ontology annotation, molecular function: protein binding.
CUGCAGCCCCAGCGCUGUCACGUUUUCCUCCUUUGUCUCACCAGAGUUUAACAUCAAUUUUCAAAACAUCUACCCGGUAUUUAGUUUAUCAAUUGAUAGUGAUAGUUUGGCGAUAGUUUGGACAAUUUUUUGGGGUUUGUUGUGGCAUUUUGUGGAGGGAAAUAGUGAUAUUGAGUGGAGAAAUAUGGGGCGCUGCACCCGGCCUGGAUUAGGGUGUCAGUCGCGCGUCCUCCGAUCAAUUUGUUCCACAGACGAGAGCAAUUAUUCGUAUUAAUAUUAUUAAUCAAUCUUUUCAGUCGUACCUUAAUUUUGCAUUCGUCCAAAAUGGAGGCGGGUGGAUGGGAUUUUGUAGUUGUAUCCACGGGUUUUUGGGGGAAUUGUCGAUAUUUUGGGGGGUGAGGGGUUGGAGGGGCUUUUUUUUUCUGAUUAUCACGAGGUGAGACAAAGACCUGAGGUCUCAGUUGAGAGUGAUUGGACUGUGGAUAUGGUUGAUUGAUCGGCCUUUCGUUAUUGGUGUUUUGAUGGCUGAAUGGAGAUGGACACUUGUGCGACGUUCCAGGAGUCGGGGCAAUGGGAAUUUUUUUCACGAUUGACAGCUCAUGCGCGAGGACAAAGAGGGAAUUAAUAAAAUGGUUGGAGAUGUGAAAUGUGGAAUUCCAGUGGAUAAAGUUGAAUUUUUUCUUUGAUCAACUCUGAUAAUGAUGAGAUUGAGGAUGGUACAAUGAAAGCACGGAUUAAACCACGAGUAUUCGUUGAUGAGGGUCUGACAGACAGAGAGAAGACUGUGGCAUUCAUCAAAAGCACUGGGCACUAUUAAAGUUCGGUGUUAUGUUAGAGUCGGUAGUUCAUCCUCUUCGAGGGCGCCAUUUGCUCGCCCUCCUGCUGAUAAUCUCGGCUCAAAUUCUCCGAACGCACUCGGCAGCUUUUCCGGACUGGACAGAUUGUCCAGCAGUAUGCCGUUGUCGGUGGACAUCGGGAAAAAAAUCAGCAUUCUGUCCAGAUGCAGGUCUUACAUCGCUGCCAGCCUCGCUCGAUCCGGAGAUGCAAGUGCUCGACCUGUCCGGUAACAAAAUGACCGCAUUGCAAUCUGAGAUAUUCAAACGGGCUGGCCUCGUCAAUCUGCAAAAGGUCUUUCUCCGUAACGCUGGCAUUCAUGAAAUACACCCGGACGCCUUCAGGGAUAUGCGAAUCCUGGUGGAAGUUGAUCUCUCCGACAACCACGUGACAUCACUAGAACCGGAUACCUUUCUCGGUAACGAGAGACUGCGAAUUCUCACCCUAUCCGGUAAUCCCCUGAAAAGAUUGAAAUCUCACCAAUUUCCGGAGCUCGGACACUUGAGAAAUCUCGAGUUACAGCAUUGCGCAUUAAUUGAAAUCCACGGUCUAGCCUUCACUGGAUUAACCGGUCUGGAAUCCUUGAAGCUGGACAACAAUCAGCUGUCGUACCUCGAGUCAAGAACCCUGUCUGCUCUACCAAGCUUGAAGACCUUGACCCUUGACAACAACAAGUGGUCCUGCGACUGCCGAUUGAAGGCCUUCCGCAGCUGGUUAAUCCCAGAAACACCGCGAAAGCUCUACUCGGUCUCUCAAAUCUGCACAGGACCAUCUCGCCUGCAGAAGCGUCGAUGGGAGGACACCAAGCCCUCGGAGUUUGCUUGCUCCCCCGAAGUUGGUCUGUUCGCCAACAAAGUCCAAGAGGAGGUAAAUGGAAACUUGAGUCUCUCCUGCUCAGUCUCUGGAGAUCCUGAACCCGAGCUGUGGUGGCUGUUCAACGGUUCACCAAUCAACCUGACACGUCCGGACAAUCCAACGAGUAGCAUAAUCGUCACAUCAAACUCCAACAUUCACAGAUCAUCGGAGUCGGAUGUCCCAAGGAAAUGGAGCAACAUAACAAUCUACAAUACAAGUGACUCUGACGCCGGAGAGUACUCCUGUCACGCCAAGAAUCUCGCUGGUACUGAUCACGAGACCGUGAAUAUUGUAGUACCACGAGUAUUAACAGCCCCAACAUUAUCCCAAACAGACAAUUGGUUGUUGUGGGUCAGUUUGGCUGGUGGUGGAGCUGUUGCACUGUGCGCUUUCAUUUUGGCAGUAUUAUUGACAGUUUGCUUGUGUGGUACCUCGAGACGACGGAGCCGAAGGGAGAAGGUCAAACUCCAGGGCAGCACCAGCUUCGGUGAUCAGGAGAAGAAGCUGCUGGAUCUGUCAGUGACAACGACAACCCCAAAUAACAAUGACAGGGGCAGUGGUCAGGGCAGUCUUGCUGAGACAUCCUGCAGUCCUGGUGAUCUUGAAUUAGCUGAGAGAGCAUCCAUAUGUGACGCUGCCACUGUCACUGUUGAGAGACUCAGGUCUGACUGCAGCAUACAGACUGUCAGAACUGUCAAUUGUCCCACUGGCUUUCUACCACCACCACCUGAAUUCACUGGUGGUGGUGUACUACCUUCCGGAAUAUUCGGUAAUAUAUUCAUAUCGGUGUCAAUGCCACAGGAUUCGGAGAGAUGCUAUCCUGAUCUACUUGAUAUUCCGGUGCAUGCACCGGCGAUCAUUGAUAAGUGUCAUGUUUCGAGUGCAUUACCAACUGGCUCAAUUAUAUCCAGUUUUGCAACAUUACCGAGGAGAACACUCAGGACUGAUAGUGGCUCGCAGUAUGAUAAUAUGGGGCCACGUGUCACUGCCACUGGUAGCUCGACAUUCUCGUUGACCGAUGAUUUGAGGCUGUCACCACCACCACCCCCACCAUGUUUUAUUAAGCCACCCAUUGAAUUUGUCUCGUUGUAAGGAGGGGGACACGGGGGCUUGACGAUUUUUCGUGUGUUUGGUACUGAAUCGAGUUUUUAAGUAUUUUAAUUAAGAUUCUUUGUGGUGUGAGUAUCGCGUUCGGUGGGAGAAUUCUGAGCGAUUGCGACUGGCGCUGUAAUGUCUGAAAAUUAUUUAUUCAGACAUGAGUAUUCCCUGGGAAAAUAUCUUGAUAUUUCCUAGGGGAAGUUUGCGAAUUUCUUAUUAAGUGAAUUGUGGAAUUUCUGGCAGAAAAUUCGAUUUGGAAGACCUGCGGAUAUUUUGACGGAAUUCUUCCACUCGCGAUGAUUGUGAAUUUGAUCGGUUGAGUGGAUGUAUGUCUUCCUCACUCGCAAGGGGAAAUUUGUUGUUGCUAAGGAGAUGGGAUGGAAUAGUUACAAUGAGAGAAUUAAGAGAAGAAUUUGAAAGUUUACGAGCAAAUGUUAGAGGAUUUUAUUCGUGGGAGGAAGAAUGGAUUUUCCAACGAAAACGAUUGUUCAAUAAUUUCCACUGGAACAUUCUAAACAAAAUAAAUCUAUCUCCGAUGAAAUAGAAACGGAUAGAAUUCCAAGAAUAAAUUUUCCUAUUUGAAUUAGCCCGGCUAUCGUCCCAAUGCCUCGUUCAAGACGAUGGGCACUUCCAUGUAGAAAUCUCACAAAUUUAAACCAGAGAAAUGAUCAAUCCCAAACGUGCAAUCCCAAUAAAGAUAUUCCAAUAAAGCCAUAACCCAUGAAUUUCUAACAACAAAUUUUUCACUGCGAAGUAGUCCCUUUAAUUAGAUCAAUCUACUGAUAAAUUUCAUCAUAUUGUAAAUAUUUCAUGGAUUAUAAAAUACCUUUCUUCGUACUCUCACGUAUUGAAAAGAAAAAGAGAAAACAUUAAUAAUACAAUUUAAAGUAUAGUAUUAAGGUUACGAAAAGAGAUAAAUUUGUGAGGUAAUUUUAGAUAAAUCAUCAGAGCAAUUAACAAUUUAAUUACUGGUUUUUUCGAAUGUAUCUCGUUCCAUCUCCUUCAUCUCACCCUUAUCCACUUCCCUAUCCGUUAUGAGAGCACAUACACACAGAAAACACGAGGUGUAUCAUUAGUUUGUUAACACUACCUAUGUAAAUAUUUGUUAUAAUAUACCAUAACGUAUAAAAGGAUAAAUGAGACAAAAAAAAAAAUAUAUUAAAAAAAUGGAUUAAUGAUAAUUUGCGUAGUAAAUGAGCAAUCUUACGUGCCAGAAUAUUACGUGCGUAAUUAAGUGAAACAUCAGUAAAAUCGGUAUUUAUUAUGAACGCUUUGUCAAUUAAUAAAAUGAUUGAAAUUUUAUCUUACAAUUUUUGAUUUUUUUUUUAUCAUUGUUCAUUAACAAUCGAGAUUUCGAGGUUUGAGAAGAUGUGGGUGGUGAUAAGCUUGCAUAUUUUAUUUUGCUCUUCUUCAAUUUUUUAUUUACUUUAGAUUUCAAUUUGGGUUUGUUUAAAAUUUUUCUAUGCGUUUGAG